AUGAAGUCACACACCUCUUUAUGGCGGGGCGCUGCUGGUAUGGAGAAAGGGGCAGGUGAGGGUAAUGGGGGAGAGGAGGAGGAGGAGGAGGAGGAGGAGGAGGAGGAGGAGGAGGAGGAGGAAAGGAGGGCACAGAAGGGCGAGUGCAUAUCUUUAGAUGCUAUGGAUUUAUGCAAUCAGAUUCAUCAGUUGUUCCACCAACAAGUGUUCACAGUCUCUCACACGCUGGUGGUGUCUGCUGGAGGGAAGGAGGUGGCAGUGCGAGUGGCAGAAGCAAACAAUCUAAGUGAGGAGGAGCGAGAGGAGGCAGUCUUAUACCACUGUUACAGGGGCAUGCUCACAAACAACACCCAAAUACACCUUGUACCCGAUACCGGCAUACGGCUACUCAACUGGGUCCCUAAGAAGGCUGCCGAGAAGACAGGCCCGAGCAGGGUUGUCAAUCUCCUAUCAUCAGACGACGAGCUCUUUCCAGUCAAGAAGGCUCUUCUGCGACCAUGCCUCGCACUCACCAAGGCAGUGCAGGACACUGGCCUAGAACCUCCAACGGUGCAAGUGCCCAUCGACUGCUUACUGCUGGACCGAGUGCUGCUGUUCCUAGAGGCGGAUUUCAAGGGGCAAGGGGAAAGUUUUCAGUUUGACAUCAACCUCACUGGGGACCUGAGGGAAGCAGCAAGGGCCCUAGCUCUCAAGAGCCUCCAAGAUCUGUGUGACCAGCGGCAAGGGCUGUUUGAAUCGCGCAUCCGUGAGUACACCUUUGCUGAGGUGGCGGAACGCAAUGCGGAUGGCAACUGUUGGCUGCUUCUGGACGGCAUGGUGCUGGAUGUAACCAGCUGGUUACCAGAACACCCUGGAGGCGAUACAAUCAUUCCAACUCAGGGGCUUAACCGGGACUGCACUGUGUUCUUUGAGCUGUACCAUUCAUCACGGGAAUCGUUUUUGUACCUCAGGCAUUUCUACAUGGGUGAGCUGAAAGAGGAUGAUAAGCUUAAGUUGGUGGAGCAAGAAGACCAACAACCAUCCGCAGAAUUUAUGCAGCAAUUGUGGGAGUACACUCACUCGAUCGCAGAUCUGGUGCUAAUAACGAUGGCCGUUACAUCCGUCCACCGUAUUCUAUCGCGCAAUCGAGCGACGGGAAGCGCGCUCGGCGCGCUCUUCCGAUCCGUCGAAUCUGGAUCGCAAGCAGGCGCAGCCGCGCCGGCCACGUCACCAAAUGGCGCCGCCGCGCUGGCCAGCCGCCACGUCAGCACGUGCGAUCUCGCGGGGUUUGCGGGAGGUCGUGACGUGGAUGCGGUGCUUAGCGGCGCGGUGUCUCCUUUCAGAAGCUCCGUGACUUGCGCCGCUGCGUCGUCGACGUCGUUUCGCGGCAUUGUUCCGUCUGUUCCGGCGGGAGACGCGGCGGCGAUCGCGGCGCAGUGCAGGCGUGGAUAUGCGACCUUCUCCCGAUCCAAGCCGCAUCUGAACAUCGGCACCAUCGGCCACGUGGAUCACGGCAAGACCACCCUCACCGCCGCCAUUACCAAGGUGUUGGCAGACGAGGGCAAGGCGAAGGCAAUUGCGUUUGAUGAGAUUGACAAGGCACCUGAGGAGAAGGCCCGUGGUAUCACCAUUGCCACUGCGCAUGUGGAGUACGAGACAGAGAAGCGCCACUACGCACACGUGGACUGCCCAGGCCACGCGGAUUACGUGAAGAACAUGAUCACGGGCGCGGCUCAGAUGGACGGAGGCAUUCUCGUGGUGUCGGCUCCUGAUGGCCCCAUGCCCCAGACGCGAGAGCACAUCCUGCUCGCCAGACAGGUGGGAGUGCCGUCGCUGGUGUGCUUCCUGAACAAGGUGGACAUGGUGGAUGAUGAAGAGCUGCUAGAGCUGGUCGAGAUGGAACUCAGGGAGCUCCUCUCCUUCUACAAGUUCCCAGGGGACGACAUCCCAAUUGUGCGAGGGUCAGCGCUGGCAGCGUUGCAGGGCACCAACGAGGAGAUUGGAAAGAAGGCCAUUCUCAAGCUCAUGGCAGCUGUGGAUGAGUACAUUCCUGAGCCGCAGAGGUCGCUCGACAAGCCCUUCUUGAUGCCCAUUGAAGACGUGUUCUCCAUCCAGGGUCGAGGCACAGUGGUGACAGGGCGUGUGGAGCAGGGGAUUAUCAAAGUGGGGGAUGAAAUUGAGAUUGUGGGCAUGAAGGCAGGCAAUCCCACUAAGACAACAGUGACGGGUGUGGAGAUGUUCAAGAAGAUCCUCGACCAGGGGCAGGCGGGAGAUAACGUGGGGCUGCUCAUGAGAGGAUUGAAGCGCGAAGACGUGCAGAGGGGGCAAGUAGCCUGCAAGCCGGGCUCGAUCAAGACCUCUCAGAAGUUCCAAGCGGAGAUCUACGUGCUGACCAAGGAGGAGGGCGGGCGCCACACGGCCUUCUUCUCCAACUACCGCCCGCAGUGCUACCUGCGCACGGCCGAUGUCACGGGCAAGGUGGUGCUGCCGGAUGAAGUCAAGAUGGUCAUGCCGGGUGAUAACGUCACGGCAACUUUUGAGCUCCUUUCACCGGUUGCCAUCGAAGCAGGCCAACGCUUUGCGCUACGAGAGGGUGGUCGCACCGUGGGGGCUGGCGUGGUGGCUAAACUGCUGGAUUGA
Molecule: messenger RNA, 2619 nt
Organism: Closterium sp. Yama58-4
Lineage: Eukaryota; Viridiplantae; Streptophyta; Zygnematophyceae; Desmidiales; Closteriaceae
Source: the annotation of a GenBank genome assembly